Messenger RNA from Hibiscus syriacus, 1198 nucleotides. Its product is annotated as 2-methoxy-6-polyprenyl-1,4-benzoquinol methylase, mitochondrial-like. Gene Ontology annotation, biological process: ubiquinone biosynthetic process. Gene Ontology annotation, cellular component: mitochondrion. The record is from RefSeq and is a predicted model, not a curated record. Gene Ontology annotation, molecular function: methyltransferase activity. The transcript is spliced from 9 exons. NCBI's taxonomy places the organism in Eukaryota, Viridiplantae, Streptophyta, Magnoliopsida, Malvales, Malvaceae. Bases 124 to 993 code for a protein of 289 amino acids.
UGCCUCUGCCUUCUUCCGGUUCCUUUGUAAAUCUACUUUCAUUAGAAGACGCUUCACAAAACUCAUCUGAUUGACUCACCAACUGAUUCUAUCACCGAGACCGAGGCAAUCGUUGUUGCGAGAAUGGCUUUCAGGCUGGUUACUAGGAAUCUCAGGAACAGAAUUUCGUUCAAGCUACGUUCUGCUUCUUUGUUACAUUCACACGCCACGAGUUUUGGGUUUAAAGAAGUACGAGAAGAAGAUAAAAGCCAAAUGGUUGGCAAAGUCUUUAGCAAUGUUGCUUCAAACUACGAUCUCAUGAAUGACUUUAUGAGUGCUGGACUACAUAGACUGUGGAAGGAUAGACUGGUCUCCAAACUGAGCCCAUUUCCAGGAAUGAAACAUCUUGAUGUAGCUGGUGGAACAGGUGAUGUUGCUUUCAGGAUUCUGGAAAGUAUUAACAGCAUCAGGCACAGAGCAUUACAAGAUACAAUCAACGACGACUUACGGGAAGAAACUCGGAUAUAUGUGUGUGACAUCAACCAAAACAUGUUAAAUGUUGGAAAAAAUCGUGCCCUAGAGAGAGGUCUUGGAGAAGACAAAUCCCUUGUAUGGGUGCAAGGAGAUGCAGAAACCCUGAGUUUUGAAGAUAAUUCAAUGGAUGGUUACUCCAUUGCGUUUGGAAUUAGAAAUGUCACCCACAUAGAGAAAGCUCUUACUGAAGCUUAUAGGGUUUUGAAACGGGGAGGAAGAUUCCUUUGUCUUGAACUGAGCCAUGUUGAAAUUCCUGUAUUUAAGGAAUUGUAUGAUCUUUAUUCUUUCUCUGUCAUCCCGCGACUUGGAGAGGCUGUUGCAGGUGAUAGAGAAUCCUAUCAGUAUCUAGUCGAAAGCAUCCGCCGUUUUCCACCGCAGGAAAGGUUUGCUUCAAUGAUUGUGGAUGCUGGAUUUCAUAAAGUCGAGUACGAAAAUCUUGUUGGGGGCGUGGUUGCCAUUCACUCCGGUCUAAAAAUUUAACUGUCUAUCAGGCAAUUCUUUGUCCGACUUUCUCGAAAACCGAUUAUUAUCCGAAUUUUGCAACAACCGGUACCGUAAGCUUGCUUCUAUUUGGUUUAGAUGAAUGCCAUUGUGACAAGGAUCGAAGUUCAAGCAUGUUCAUCUGUUAUGCAUUCUCUGCAUUUUUUAUAUUUCUAUUAACGCGAGAGAGUUCUCUGCAUUUGUA